Molecule: messenger RNA, 1921 nt
Organism: Pygocentrus nattereri (red-bellied piranha)
Lineage: Eukaryota; Metazoa; Chordata; Actinopteri; Characiformes; Serrasalmidae
Gene: tpi1a
Product: triosephosphate isomerase 1a
Exons: 7
Coding region: 80-826 (248 amino acids)
Biological process (GO): gluconeogenesis; glyceraldehyde-3-phosphate biosynthetic process; glycolytic process
Cellular component (GO): cytosol
Molecular function (GO): triose-phosphate isomerase activity
Source: RefSeq, a predicted model, not a curated record
GCGUAUUUUAAGCCCCGUGUGUUGCUGUGGUAACUGCAGGCCUGGGCUCUUGCUUUAUUUACUCUAACGGUUUGCAGACAUGUCGGCCAGGAGAUUCUUCGUUGGAGGAAACUGGAAAAUGAAUGGCGACAAGGAGAGUCUUGGCGAACUUAUAACGAUGCUGAACACGGCCAGUCUCCACGAUGAAACAGAGGUGGUAUGUGGAGCCCCCUCUAUCUACCUGGAUUAUGCCAGAUCCAACCUGGACCCCAAGAUUGGCGUGGCUGCCCAAAACUGCUACAAGGUGGCCAAGGGUGCCUUUACUGGCGAGAUCAGCCCAGCAAUGAUCAAGGACUGUGGUGUCGACUGGGUGAUUCUCGGCCACUCAGAGAGGAGGCAUGUCUUUGGUGAAUGCGAUGAGCUGAUUGGUCAGAAGGUGGCUCAUGCGCUAGAGAGUGGUUUGGGAGUGAUUGCAUGUAUUGGUGAAAAGCUGGAGGAAAGAGAGGCAGGGACCACAGAGGAAGUGGUGUUUGCCCAGACCCAAGUCAUCGCAGACAAUGUGAGUGACUGGGGUAAAGUGGUGUUGGCAUACGAGCCUGUCUGGGCUAUUGGCACCGGCAAAACUGCCACACCAGAGCAGGCCCAGGAAGUGCAUGAGAAGCUGAGAGUCUGGAUAAGGGAGAAUAUCUCAGAGGCUGUGGCUGACUCUGUGCGCAUCCUCUAUGGAGGCUCCGUGACAGGGGUUAACUGCAAGGAACUUGCUGGCCAAGCCGAUGUUGAUGGCUUUUUAGUGGGCGGAGCCUCUCUUAAGCCCGAAUUUGUUGACAUCAUCAACGCGCGGGCAUAGAGAAGGUUUCACUGAGUCAUGGAAUGAUCACAGGGUCCAGACGCAGCACAGCCAAGUCGAAUCUCUAACCACUUAUCCUAGACAAAUGGAGGCAGUUGGAGUCUGUAAGUGAGAGUAAUGAUAAUAACUCUACACUGCAUACUGGUUGAGUCAUAGCUUGAAUGGUUUCACUCAUUAACAUCUCACAGUGUGUUUAAGAUGAUAAAGACAUAAAGGCAUCAUUGCCCUUAAAUGAAGUUCCCUUCUAGCUUCAGCACCUGAACAAUCUAUAUUAGCUUUAUGUUUACAAAUUGUACUACUUGACCUGCUGAACAGCCGGUUAGGUCCACAUAAGAACGUGUUAAAUGGUAGUGACGGUAUACUUACGCUGUGCACAUUGUGCUAUUCCCUUUUGAAGACAGGCCCUGCUCCAGAACUCUCCAGAAAUGCGUUCUUAAUCUUUUCUUUUUAUUCAUAGUCACUGCUCUUACUAAGGGCUGAGUGACAGCAAAACAGCUUUAACCUUUAUGCUUCUUCAAAGCUGGUGCUGCCUGGUAAUCCAAGUUCACAAUGCACAUUCACUUCGAGUGAGGUUAGAAGCAGCACUUUAAAAAAUACUUUACUCUCCAUCUUCCUGCCCUUUUCUGAUGUGAAAUGGAAGGAAUGAGCUGAAAUCACAUGGUUUUGAGGCUCUUCCAAAGAGACGAGAGCCAGUCAUUAUACGUCAGACCUCUCACUCUCGGGCUCCAUUUUCCUGCCUGGGUUUCUAGCUGAUAAUUAGAGCUGACAAGUGAGACUUGAGUGUGUGUGUGUGUGUGUGUUUUUUUUUUUUUUUUUUUUUUUUUUUUUUUUUUCCUCUCUCUCUGUCAGAAGCUUGUAAUUACAGUAAUUCUGCCCUGGAUUGAAUGCAGCAUGAAAUGUAUUCCCCCCCCCUGACCUUUUCCAUCCAUUUGGCUAUCAGUAGGACAGGAAGUGUGCACUUCUUUAGACAGUUGGAACUAGACCACUGUAUUGUAUGAAACUGGAAUCGAUACUUGAAGUCAUAUUUCCUCUGCUCUCACCCUUAUUCUGUAGCUGAAAUAAAUUGUAUUGUCCACCACAAAAAGAUCUGCUUUA